AUGGUGACUCUCAUUCCCAAGAAGGAGGAAGCCAGAACUAUAAGAGACUAUAGACCUGUCUCAUGUUGCUCUACACCCUACAAAAUCAUAUCCAAAAUUCUAACCUACAGAUUGGGGAAAGUAAUAGGCAGUAUUAUCAAUGGAGAGUUAAUUUCUGCCAUGCCAACUAAACAUGGACUUAGACAGUGGGAUCCCAUUUCCCCUCUUCUCGUUGUUCUAUUUAUGGAGUAUUUGAAUAGAUGUUUUCACAAAAUGAAGAAAAAUCUAGACUACAACUACCACUCCCAGUGUGAGAAGGUAAACAUCACAAACCUUAGCUUUGCUGAUGAUUUACUCUUAUUUGCUCGAGGAGACAUUAUUUCUGUGGAUCUCAUAAUGAAGACUAUCCAUAGUUUUUCAGCGGCUACUAGGUUAAAGAUGAAUGCUAGUAAAUGUAAGAUUUAUUUUGGCAGUAUGGAUGAGAACACCAAGCAGGAGAUAAAACUCUUAACAGGUUUUUCUGAAGGGCCACUCCCAUUCCGAUACUUAGGAGUCCCUAUAACAACUAGGAAACUGAAUUGUCAUCAUUAUACAAGUUUGGUGGAGAAAAUAGUUGGGAGGAUAACCCAUUGGAGUGCUCGACUAUUAAGCUAUGCAGGUAGAAUUCAAUUACUGAAGAGCAUCACGUUUGCAGUCACCAACUAUUGGAUGCAAUGCUUUCCCCUCCCUAAGCAUGUGAUCCACAAAAUAGAUGCGAUUUGUCGUAGUUUUAUAUGGACAGGUGGCAAGGAAAUUAGCAUAAAAUCACCAAUCUCGAGGGAUAAAGUCUGUAGGCCGAAAUGUAAUGGUGGAAUGAAUUUAAUUUCUCUGCAAAUCUAG
This is a messenger RNA of Vicia villosa (hairy vetch), 858 nucleotides long. RefSeq lists its product as uncharacterized. The record is from RefSeq and is a predicted model, not a curated record. Lineage: Eukaryota; Viridiplantae; Streptophyta; Magnoliopsida; Fabales; Fabaceae. The coding region runs from base 1 to 858 and encodes 285 amino acids. The transcript has 2 exons.